Molecule: messenger RNA, 3170 nt
Organism: Annulohypoxylon maeteangense
Lineage: Eukaryota; Fungi; Ascomycota; Sordariomycetes; Xylariales; Hypoxylaceae
Product: putative peptidase family-domain-containing protein
Exons: 4
Coding region: 137-2449 (770 amino acids)
Cellular component (GO): cytoplasm
Source: RefSeq, a predicted model, not a curated record
ACUCGAUAUUACGAAAGAAAACAAAACAAACCCAACUUUCUAUCCUUCGAGAUUUGAUUUACUUUAUAACGAUUGUAUUUCUCAGCUUACCUUUGAAGAAUCGACUGCAUAAUUCUCACCGAAGUCGAGAAUCACCAUGGCGCCUUCGUUCUUAAAUUUCAAAGACUUUCGACGACGGUCGCGAGCUAGCAUCCGCACUGAUCGUUCUACUGACACUUCGAGUUACGAUGACCACCAGAGCCAGAACACAACUCCUACCAACGGGUCAAUUACGCCACCUUCCAUAACGGCCAAUUCGGACCCGGCUCUUAAUGCCCAAUUAAAAGACCUACCUCAACCUCCUCCAGUUCCCGCCAACAGGCCGCCACCUCAACCAAACUCUAACAAUAGAUAUGGUGUAUCCGGGAUGGCUGGGCUGGGGUCUCCUGCGCUGAACGGCAAAUCCUCACUGCCUGUAUCUCAAUACUCUCCUCGAAUUACUAACCUUGGAGAAAAUACAUGGGUCUCGCAAAAGAUUCUCCUCAUCAAUGGUAUGGUAGGGGAGCCAGGACAGCGAUCGCUCGAGGGAUCUGUUACAGUUUGCAAGCUAGAUGAUGGAUUCCCACCAACGUACUGGCCAGUCUGCGAGUCGCAGUUCAAAGCUAUGGUAUACCUUGUGCCUGGCGCAAAUAGACUUCGUUUCGAUUUCUCGAGCCCGAAGCUCGCCAACAGUGGUUCUUCAAACCCGAUACAUUCGUCAUAUCUCACAGUGCACAUGGUCCCCCCGAUGAACUCACCGCCGCUGCAACUUGCCAUUCUCCUUGCCAAGGACUCUCCGGGCACCUUCGAUGCUGUUCCUGCCCGAGUGGAGAGGGAAGGCAAUGACCUCGAUACAGCUAUUCGCAAAUUCCGAAUGGCCGCUUACCUAUGGCAAGCUUUUACCGCCGAACAGAUGUGGAGAAAUAAGCUCGGACGACGAGUGUUUAGAUUUGAAGAAGAGUGGACUACAGGCACUUGCAAUUAUCGGGAUAGGGAGAUGGGCAUGAUGCGAUCAGAGGCACGCAUUCACGUUAUCCGAUCAGACAAGACGAUGGCCGAAAUUAGAGACCUGGAUAUCGCGCAGCAAAAUCCCAACGCGACGAAGAAGGGUGAUCUUUAUGGUAUUGCUACAGAUGCGCUGAAAAACUAUUUUAAGCCACUUCCAGGGCAGACGCAGUAUGUUUCAGUGUUGAUCCUAGACUCGCACUGGGAUACGCAAUCAAAGAUCGUCACCGGACAUGCAGCCUUGGGCGGCAAUUCCGGAGAUCUACACAUGGCAAUUUUCGGGUCCCAUUGUCUACAAAGCUAUCCUACGAGUUUUGAAGAGGUUGUCCCUGCAUUUACUGACUGUACCCCCACCGACACUAACUUCGUCGCCAAUGACUGCAAUGAAUCUGGAAGCUCUUGGGAAGCCGCCAAUAUCGGGAUUGGCGCCCAUCUUCACGAAACCGGUCAUCUUUUCGGAUGUCCGCAUCAGGAAAAUGGAGUUAUGUUAAGAGACUAUGUCACAUUGAAUCGUACAUUCGUGGCCCACGAGGCUUACGCCACACGAACUAAGUCGAAAGGAGGGCCGGUGUCUCAAGCCGACGAGUGUACCUGGCACCGCCUUGAUUGCCUACGAUUCCGCAGCCACCCUUGUUUUAGGCUCCCGAACGAUCCGAUUUUAAACCCAGACGGAAGUGUCCAAGCUUGGCCGGUCGAGAAUGGACAUGUUCAGAUAACAGCAGCUACGGGUGUGUCGUUUAUAGAAAUCUAUCCUGAAGGUGACGAUCUCUGCCACACUUGGAUCGAAUACCCGAUGGAGAGUGGUCCAGUGCAGCGAAACCUAACCCUUACAGAACAAGAACUUCGCGACAGACUCCCAGAGAAAAAGCGAAAAUCGAAGAUAAAGGUCUGCAUUAAAUCACACGGCGGUGGGAAUCUUGACAUAAAUGACUUCCAUGACUUAUGCUCCAAGUCAUCUUCCCUGAAGAUAUCUUUUGGUAAAUCAGCGUAUCGCAGUGAUAAGCUUGGCUUCUCGCAAAUGGAGGGAAGUGAGCCGCAAGAGUUCCUUUUCACAAGUGUCACGCAAAAAACUCGAGUUCUCUCUCGUGUGAUAGUUUAUCAUGGAUUUGCUUUGGACGGACUCGAGUUUUCCUACGAUGACGGUUCCAGCCAGUUGUUUGGAAAGCGUGGGGGCAAGCCUGGCGGCGAUACGUUUGAGAUGGAUAUUCGACGAGGCGAAUACAUCACUGGUUUCUUUGUGAGGUCAGGUCUAUGGAUAGACGGCAUCCAGGUCCUGACGAGCCUGGGAAGAAAGUCACCCAUCUACGGCAAUGCGCAUGGUGGAUCUCCUCACACACUACUUCCACCGCGCGGCUACACUGUCUGUGGAGUGUCAGGAUCCUGUGCAGCUUGGAUUGACGGUUUUGGCGUCAUCAUCGCGCGAUGAAUAAGACAUUCGGUAUAAACUCCGAAUGAGUGAUAAGGGUGGUGAAUACAGGAAACUGCACUCGCCUCGCCCUAAUGGCGGAUUACUAGUUGCAUCCUCGAGGGAUUUGAUGGGUUUUCGCAUCUGCAUAUUCAUUUUGUUACGGACGGCAUAAUAUCCCCGGCAUACACAGGAUUCGCUACUUGGGUUUUCUCUUGUCUUAUUCGCUUCGCAUCUAGCAUACAUAAUUACCGCAUCAUAUUCGCGUCGGACCAUUGGAGUGUCCAGGGAAAGGGUCAGGUUUUGAUCUGGCAAGCAUAGCAAGACGGGCAGGCAAUCCGGUACCAUUCUGAUAGGUGGAAAACGGUUGGUAGUAGGGCUCAGGGGUUGGCUUCAUUAAGCUAAAUCAUUGGAGAUAUACACGUCCGAGAUAACGUAAGUGACGUUGUCUUUCGAAAGAGAAUACCCUAAUUAUUCGUGCUGGCUCUUUUUCAUCAGUCGAGCUAGUCGGGGAGAUGAUGAUAGAGAUGGUGGUGUUGCUACCCAAAUCUUUGUACAUAGAGAGUGAGCAGCAUCCAGGAACUAAUAGUGUGUCUCUGUGCCAAAAGGAGCCACUUCGAAAUGCGUCGUGUUAGUUUGUGAAUGGUUGACAUGACGGUGCCAUUUAGAGGAGUUGGAUUGUACGAGCACCUAUACCUAGCACAAUUUAUCUAUCGGCAUUGAAUAUGACGACUUAGAAGGU